AUGGCGGAUAACAAGAUGACCGGCGGAAAAGCUAGCGAUAACAAACCGACCGAAAAGAUCACACCAGAGAAAAAGGCAACAAAAGGAGAAAAUACACAAGAGACAUCGAAAGACAAUGAGACGAUCGACGCCCAACACAGUGAUGUCCAGUCGGCCGAGGAUGAGGUCGUGAAAUUAUCAGUCAUACGGCAACACUUGUCCGCAGAAGUGCCCGAUCUAUUCUUCGAUGUGUUUGCAAAGGAAGGCCUAGGUCUCCCCAGUCAAUUCUGCUACCCAAGUGCAUACGAUUGGCUGAAGAAGGUCGUAUGGAAGUUCCACAAGAAGGGUGAGAAGGCGACCAACGACGCUGAGGGGACGCAAAGCCAUCUUGACCGAUGGACAACCGAAGCACGUCAGAUUACUGGGUAUGAAAAACUCUGGGCGAUGUGCGGUCUUCUCCGUGGUAUGGAAUAUGAAGAUCCCGGUUUCGUUACACGGGCAAAGAGAUAUACAAACAAAUUGGAAGGGAAGGUAGCUGAAAAGGCCAAGGUCCUGCAAAAGUUGUUGGACGAAACGCCUGAGCCCUCCUUCACCGAGGCGGAGUACAGAAGAAGCGGUAUUCCUCGCAGCGAAAGAGCUAUUUAUCGUACGGAGCUUGAGUACCUCAUUGAGGAAUUCGAUUAUUUCGUUGAGGUUGAAGGCGAUGAGGACGAGGAAAGUGACAGUACUGAAGGGGAGGAUGGGCGUGAUGGCGACUAUGAACUCCCUCAAUUGAAAGUUAUUCCUCAAUUGAAAGUUACCCCGCCUACGCCGCAGCGUUAG
Molecule: messenger RNA, 801 nt
Organism: Fusarium musae
Lineage: Eukaryota; Fungi; Ascomycota; Sordariomycetes; Hypocreales; Nectriaceae
Exons: 2
Coding region: 1-801 (266 amino acids)
Source: RefSeq, a predicted model, not a curated record